Messenger RNA from Lynx canadensis (Canada lynx), 2268 nucleotides. RefSeq names its product PML-RARA regulated adaptor molecule 1 (gene PRAM1). Gene Ontology annotation, biological process: T cell receptor signaling pathway; integrin-mediated signaling pathway; protein localization to plasma membrane. Lineage: Eukaryota; Metazoa; Chordata; Mammalia; Carnivora; Felidae. Gene Ontology annotation, cellular component: plasma membrane. The record is from RefSeq and is a predicted model, not a curated record. Gene Ontology annotation, molecular function: protein binding. Bases 87 to 1937 code for a protein of 616 amino acids. The transcript has 10 exons.
GUGGACCAGAAGCCACAGUCACUUCCUGAAGGCAGCGGCCCAGCUCAGGUCCCACUCGCCCUGUGGCCCAUCACCCGCCUGUAGCCAUGGGGAGCCAUCAGGACUUCCGGAGCCUUCAAGCAAAGUUCCAGGCCUCUCAGCUCGAGACCAGUGAACUCCCCAAAAAACCCCUGAAGCCUGAGUUCCACAAACCCCUAAAGAAGCUUCCAACAGCCGAGCUAAGCGAGCACCCCAAAAAGCCCCCGCAGCCCGAGUUCAAUGCAGUGCCCAGGAAGCCUUCGCAGCCCAGUUUCGCUGAUCUGCCCAGGAAGCCCUCCAAACCCGAGUUCAGUGAACCCUCCAAGAAGUUCCCGCAGCUCGGGGCCCCUCAAAAGGCCUUGCCCCCCCCAGAGCCCAAAUCCAGCGCCUUCCCCAAAAAGCUACAGCAGCCUGAGCCCAACGAGGCCACCCCAGAACCCUCACAGCCCCACUUCAGUACCCUCCCGAAGAAGCCCCCGCAGCCUCAGGUCGGUGAGCUCCCUAAGAAGUGCCUGCCGCAGCCUGAGUUCAGUGAGGUCCCUCAGAAACCCCCCUGGAAGGUGGAGACUAGUGAGCCCCACCCCCACCCCUCAAAGCCUGACUUCAGUACGCUCCCCAAGAAGCCCCCACAGCCUGAGUUCGGUGGGCACCCCAGAAAGCCCCCGCAGCCUCAGGUCGGUGAGCUCCCUAAGAAGUGCCUGCCGCAGCCUGAGUUCAGUGAGGUCCCUCAGACACCCCCCUGGAAGGCUGAGUCCAGUGAGCCCCACCCCCACCCAUCACAGCCUGACUUCAGUACAUUUCCCAAGAAGAGCCCAGCCCCUCAGCUGAGUGACCUCCCCAAGAAGCUCCUGCACCCUGAUUUUGGAGACCUCACCAGGAGGUCCUCAGAGCCGGAAGUCAGUGUGGUUCCCAAGAGGCCACGGCAGUCCGAAUUCAAAGCACCUUCCAAGAAGCCCCUGCAGCCCGAGCCGGGGGGCCUCCCCAGGGUGGCCUCAGAGCCUGAGUUUGGCCUACUCCCCAGCAAGUUCCUGCAGCCUGAGUGCCAGGGGCCCCCCCGCAAGUUCUCACAGCCCGAGCCCAGUGCUCUGCCCAAGAAGCGCCCGCAUGCCGAGUUCUUUGGUGAUCUUCCCAGAAAGCCCCCUCUCCCCGGCUCUGUUUCGGAGAGCUCGCUCCCCACUGCUGUCGCGGGCCCCGGCCCCAGGCUCCCACUCAGUCUCACUCACAGUGGACGGUCGAGGCUGGGCCUCAAACAGGGCCACCCGCCCCGGCGGAGGCCUCUGCCCCCUGCCAGCAGCCUGGGACCCCCUCCAGCCAAGCCCCCGCUGCCCCCAGGCCCCAGGGACGUUCAGAGCUUCCGGAGAGCCGCAGCUGCAGCCACAGCUCUGAGGAGGGCUCGGUCCGCUGCCGCCAUCCACUUCCAGGAGCAACAGACGAAAGACAUCCCGCGGGCCCAGGAUGAGAUCUACGAGCUGUAUGACGACGUGGGGCCCACGGACCACUCCGGCCCCAGCGGCGAGGGCAGAGAUGGGGUGCCAUCUACCCAGCAACCCCCCAGGCCGCCACAAGACCCAGAGCUCAGGAAGGAGAAGGACCCCCAGCCACAGCAGUUGCCUCCUGCAGACCUUAAGUCUCUGAAGCAGAUCCGGAAGGCAGAGAAAGCCGAGAGGGAGUUCCGGAAGAAGUUCAAGUUUGAGGGGGAGAUAGUGAUUCAGACAAGGAUGAUGAUCGAUCCCAACGCCAAGACGCGUCGCGGGGGUGGCAAGUACCUGGGGAUCCGGCGUGGGGAGAUCCUAGAGGUGAUCGAGUUCACCAACAAGGAUGAGAUGCUGUGCCGGGACACCAAGGGCAAAUAUGGCUACGUGCCCAGAACAGCUCUACUGCCCCUGGAAACGGAGGUGUAUGACGAUGUUGGCUUCUAGGGUAUGUAGAUGCUCUAGGUGGGCUGGAAGGGAUCACGGUGCCUGGAAGGAGGUAACCCCUCCCACACCCCGUUUCCCCAAGGGGCUGCUAUCUACUUGGGGGGGGGCGGGUGGGCAAUGGAAGUCACCCUCCCUUCCUUGGCAGACCCUCUAGAGAGCCAUCCAUUCCCCAGGGGACAGUAAGGCCCACAGGUGUGGGUACCCAGGACAACCUGCCCGCCCAGCCACCUGCUAAACCAGGAGCCUUGGAUCCCAGCUUGGCAGUCACAGAACCAUCCAGGCUGGUGCCUGACUGCAUACAUGAACCACAUAAAGCUCCUAUUUAAAGUGA